Gambusia affinis (western mosquitofish) is the source of this 4965-nucleotide messenger RNA. It is a transcript of the gene ackr4b, whose product is annotated as atypical chemokine receptor 4b. Gene Ontology annotation, cellular component: membrane. Gene Ontology annotation, molecular function: chemokine receptor activity; chemokine binding; scavenger receptor activity. Lineage: Eukaryota; Metazoa; Chordata; Actinopteri; Cyprinodontiformes; Poeciliidae. Gene Ontology annotation, biological process: immune response; G protein-coupled receptor signaling pathway; chemotaxis. The record is from RefSeq and is a predicted model, not a curated record. The transcript is spliced from 2 exons. The coding region runs from base 309 to 1424 and encodes 371 amino acids.
ACCCACACCCACACACACACACACACACACACACGCACACACACACACACACACACACACACGCCCACACACACACACACACACACAAAUGUAUUCAGAGCUACGUGGAGAAGGGACACGCUCCUCAUGCUGUCAGGGCAGGGAGGAGAGCAGGCUCAGCAGAAGAGAUUAGUCAUUUCAGUCCUGGAGAAUACAAUAACGCACCUCCUCUGGACUUGGUUACAGUUUGUGUGCGGCUCACAGAGGUUUUUGUAAUCCUUACCGCGCUAAGAAAAAAAAAAAAAACUGCUGACAACAGUGCAGGAAACAUGGAAGACUUCUACACCAGUGAGGAUGCUGACAUCAGUUUCAACGAUACUUAUGAAUACGACUAUGAACACAGCGUCUGUGAGAAAGAAUCGGUGCGUUCUUUUGGCAGCAUCUUCCUGCCAAUCAUCUACACCCUGGCUCUGGUGCUGGGCCUGGCUGGGAACGCCUUGGUGGUGGUGGUCUACACGUCCAAGUUGAGACUCCGGACCCUGACUGACAUGUGCAUCCUCAACUUGGCCAUCUCAGACCUGCUGCUGCUCUUCACCCUGCCGUUCUGGGCUGCCGACGCCGUCCAUGGAUGGAAGCUGGGCGUGGCCGGCUGCAAACUCAACUCCUUCCUCUAUAGCGCCAACUUCAGUUGUGGCAUGCUACUGCUGGCAUGCAUUAGUGUGGAUCGCUAUCGGGCGGUGGCCCAAAACUCAGCAGGCAGAACUGGGACGGGUACCCGAGUCAGGAGGCAGUGGAUCCUGGUGUGUGUGGCACUGUGGGCUUUAGCCAUCUUUUUUGGCCUUCCUGAACUCAUCUUCUCCAAUGUGAAGACUUCCCAUCACAGGACCAGCUGCACGGCCAUCUACCCAACCAGAAUGGCCCGACCUGCCAAAGCUGCCCUGGAGCUGCUGGAGGUCAUCCUUCGCUUUCUUGUUCCCUUCUUGGUCAUGGUGGUCUGCUACUCAUGCAUAGGCCGGGCGCUAACUAAGGCUGCUGGGGUGCGCAGAGAACGGAAAUGGCGCGCACUUCGGGUCCUCCUCGUCGUCGUGGCUGUGUUCCUGCUCACCCAGCUGCCCUACAGCGUUGUCAAGCUAUGUCGAGCGAUGGACAUCAUCUACCACCUCGUCACGGACUGCGAAAUGAGCAAGCGCUUGGACCGCGCUCGGCAAGUGACAGAGAGCCUGGCGCUGUCCCAUGCCUGCAUCAACCCCGUCCUCUAUGCCUUCAUCGGGUCUUCCUUCAGAGGACAUGUCCUGAAGGCUGCCAAGCACCUUGGACAGAGACUUGGAAGACACUCGAGGCAAGUCAACGAGGAGCCGGCAGUGGAGAUCGCACUCCACUCAGCGAGCCAGAACCAGUCUCAGUCUGUUUCGGAGGACCAGGACACCAGCACAUUCACUAUCUGAGACUUUAGCAUGUACAGUGUUAGCCAUCUUUACUGGCAUUCUUGGUAAAUAUGUGUUAAAAGCCUCAAAUUAAAUUCAUUUUUAUUGCAGUAGCAUAUUCUCAAACUAAAAGAAAUUGAGUAAAAAAUUUCCUGCCAAGAAAUAUUGAUGGCACAAUAAUUGAUACACCCGUGAAUCCUUUGCACAAACCAUCAUUGCCCAUAAAACAGGACUCAUACGAGGACAUUUUCACAGAGGUAACACACAAUUCAAAUUAAAGCGAAGUUUACCAAACUCUGCACAUUUACCAUUUCGAUGGUAGGUAAUUGAGACUUAAUGGAAUGUAACUGAACUAAUAGGUCAUUUUUUCAAAAUGAGAACUUGACAUGUUUAAGAUCAUUAUGAUUUAAUUUUAGUUUUUUGUUUUUUUUUUGGCAUGCAACAAGUGCUCUCAUUUGAGCACCAGAAUUCACCAGAAUUAUGCAGUAAUGUGAGGGUUGGGCAUGAAAUACUUUAUUUUCAUAAAUUAAUUAAAUUAAUUCACCCACAUAUUUAUUUACAAAUACGAAAAUCAAUGGGGGAACUUAGAAUAAUGUGUGUCGCCCUGGGGCACAUCAAUAUGAGGCAGGAGGAAAACUGGAAUCCAACCCACAAUCUUCUGAUUGUAAGGCACUCCAUUAACUACUGAGUCACUCUAAAGACUUUGCUAAUGACUUCCUGAAGCCUAAUAUUAUCACAUUAAAGUGUUUUAAAAGCCUUGCAGAAACCCUAUUCUUAAUUUUACAGCAUGUGAUUAUCCUACUAUAAUAGAAGAUGAAUUACUUGAAGGCUUUUUACAGAUAUUUACCACAGACACACCUAAAAUUCUCUGAUACUAUAUGCCUAUUUACUUGAUAUAUAUAUUUACAUGCAUUAGCUGUCAUACAAGCUAGAUAGGAGUAGCCGCACAUAACUUAACGGCAAAAAAAUAUAUAUAAUGUAAAGUUAUACACACUAAGCUAUGUGUUUUGUAUAAAUGAUGUAUUUUCUUAAAUAAAAGAACAAAGCCUCCAGCGACAUGCAUCUGUUACAAUUAAAUGCAGCUAAAUCACAAGUUGCUCAGGGGAACUGUUCAGAACAACUCCAAUCCAACUUUACAAUCAGCCCUGUCUUCCAAAAUCUCAUCUGCAUCGCAUUUCAUCACAUCCUGCGGCUUUGGGUUGGGAUGACGGAUGGCUUGGUUGCACAGUGGGUGACCCAUUGAGUCGAAAAACAUUUGGCAAGCAAAGACAGGAGAGCUCGCAGCAGGAAGAACCCUUCCAUGCCAUUAGAGUAGUAAACAGCAAAGUCGCAUGUUCCUUAGAGGAGCUUAAAGCCUAACCGCUGUUUUUCAUACACUUGUAUUUGUUUAUUUCAAUAAAAUAAAGUUUAAAGCGCAAAUGAUUUGCAGUGGAGAAGAACCUCCCACUAGAACUCGCUUUUUUAUUUUUUUAUGAUGCCACUACGCACGAUAAUGCCAGACCAACCCUGAUACACUUCACAUCUUGGCUCAGAGUGCUGGGUGGCCAGAGUCCAAUGUUUAAUAGUUUGUUUAAGCCUCUUUGCUCGACAACAAAGAAGGUUGAGUUUGUCUUGGCAAAGCCUGGUUUUAAAAUCCAUCUCAGAUACUUCCAACAGACAUGAAACAAUCUGUUGACUUUUUUUUUUGACGUGUUUAGUAGUCAUCAGCCCACCUGAGUCGGCCUCUCUAAAUCCUUAAGGAACUUUGGUUCUUAGAUCAAAGACAGAUGUCCAGCCUCUAAAUGUAUUUUGGCCAAACCUCAGCAGUGUACAAAUUUAUAAAACAAAACCUGCAGUAGAAAACCAUGUGACGACGAGGUAUGGGACCUUGUAAAAGUAUUAUCGCCUUCACAAAUUGUCCCACUGCAACCACAAAAUGAUGUAGAUUAGUGCAAGUGGAGAAAAACAUUAAUUUAAAAAAAAAACACAUUUUUUUACAAAUGAAAAUCAGAAAAGCAAAGCAACCUCUCACUAAAAUCCUGUGUCGCUUUCAGACAUCACCCAAUUAGUAAAUACAGUCAACCUGUCUGCGGUUUAAUCUCAGUAUAAAUAUGAUGUCUCAAAGGUUUCUUAGAGAACAUUAACCAACAAACAGCAUCAUGAAGAGCAUACAGCAGACAGGUCAGAAAGGAAGCUGGUUCCAGAGCAGCAUCCCUAACUUUAAACAUGUCAAAGAGUUCAUUCCGUCAUUUGAAAAUGAAAAGCAACUUCAGCACCACUGCAAAUCUAUCUAGAAAUGGACUGUCUGGGACAAAGCAGAGCAUUAUUCAGAGAAGAUGACAAGAAGCCUAUGGUAACUCUUGGCAACAGGCAUCAACAGCUCAGGCAGAAAAAAAAAGUCUCUGGUGAUGAAAAGCCACAAAACGUGCUGUUUUGAAGCUAACCAGAAAACCCUACAAACGUGAAGGAACGUCAGAUUGCAUGUGGAACAGCGUUCUGCAUGUUAUUCCUUAGCAGGGUCACAAAGCUGGGAGGGGUCAGUAGGAGGAUGAACUGUGGGCUAUACUGGAAAAAGAGCCGAGACUCUUUUUGCACCCAGUAGAACUGCCUGAAACAUCCAGUCAGAACCACAAUCCUGUUGUUUAAGCUGAAGUGUUCACAUGGCCUACACAAAUCUAAACAAAAAUGUGCAACAAGAUUUGAAGACUGAUGUUCACAGGUGCUCUCCAUCCACUCUCACUAUGCUAGAGCAAUUGUACAAAGACUUAACUGCAGAAAACAAAGUAUUCAAACAGGGGGGCAAAGAAACAAAAGCAUGCCAAGUCUUUCAGAUAUUUUUGUUUAUUAUAAAAAGGUGGAAAACUACUGUGUAUUUUUAUUCUGUCACUAUUGUGUACUGAUCUACAAUACAAAAUCCUAAUAAAAUACAAACUAAACCUGAGAUUUCUUUUCUCACUUCAGAGGUUAAAGAUUUAAAUUAAAGUGACAGUAAAGACAUGAAAUAAAGGACUCAAAGGAAAAAUUGAGAUUAACUUUAAGAAUCGCACCACAUAUGGAAUGCAUGGCCCUUCUCUUCUGGUGAGUGUUUUGCUUUAUUCCUCCAAAAAACAUAAAACAAGUGCAGAAUUCUACAUUUGAAAGAGAUAAAAAACAUAUCUAGAAAAAUAUGCGGUUUGCAAGUUUUUUUGUCAUUUUGCUUGUGUAACGGUGCCCACUCCCCUCCCAGAGCAUGAAGAUAACAGAUAACAAGCCUGGGAGCAAUUUGAGUGCAUUAUCAUGCCCAUGGGACAUAAUUAUACAGCUUCCACACCACAUUGCAUUGCCAGCCCUGUGCACCCUUUCAUUUAGAAACCAUGUCCAACAGCUUCAGGGGGAAAUGGUGAAGGUGAAAACUGCAUCUUUAUGUGACGCAUACGGUUUGGAGGAACUCUAAUAAGUUUAAGCCCGGGAGUGUAUUUCUACGGCAAGUAGCUCUGCUUUCAAAACAGAAACUAAAUUGUUUUUUCUGACCAUGAAACCUUGGUUAAGGAAGUUCCUUUUCGUUUCAUUCUGGAAAAAUAGACUGCAAAACCAAACCAAAGAA